CCGCCCUAACUUUACUUUGCACUGAAGCAGACAGGACUGACAGGUCACUCUUUUGCAGAACAGAUUCUUGGGUCUGAUUGCUUGUUGGUUUGUGGACCUGAGAAAACAGAGUAUGUACAUAAUAUGAAUCCUAAUUGGUUUCACCACCAAGAAUAUCAAGAUGACAUUCUAUGGUACACAGGACAAGUGCAAGGCUUGUAACAAGACCGUUCAUUUCAUUGACCUCCUCACUGCCGAUAGCGUUCCCUACCACAAGUAUUGCUUCAAAUGCAGCCAUUGCAAAGGCACUCUUUCAAUGUGCAGCUACUCCUCCAUGGAUGGAGUUCUUUUCUGCAAGACUCAUUUUGAGCAGCUUUUCAAGGAAACAGGCACCUUCAAGAAAAACUUCCCCACAUGCACAAAGGCAAAUAAUGAGCAGUCUAAGGUCCCAAACAAGUACGGUUCUGUGUUCUGUGGAACUCAGGACAAGUGUGCUGCCUGCAAGAAGACUGUGUACCCAUUGGAGAAGAUGACCUUGGAGGGUGAGCCCUACCACAAGACCUGCUUCAAGUGCGCUCACGGCGGCUGCAUCCUGACGAACGCCUCCUACGCCUCCCUCAACGGGAUCCUGUACUGCCAGCACCACUUCUGGCAGCUGUUCAAGGAGACGGGCAGCUACAGCAACCUGCUCAAGCCUGCCUCGGCGAAGCAUGCCAACCAGCCAGAGGCGGCCAAGGAAGAGGAGCAGGCGGGCUCAUCCAAGGAAGAGGAGCAGGCGCCAGAAGCCGUCGAGGAUCAGGAGCACUCAUAAGAAACUACACACGUGAACAGUUACAAGAACCUACAUACAUGUUCGUUCCCCACGCUGAUGUUGCUCUUGUGUAUUGCUGCUGCUGCUGCCGCCCAUCUUUUUUCUUAUCUCACAGAGGCACGCAACGGCUGUUAUGCAUCUUAUCGCCUUGGCUAUCGCGAUCCUGAAUUUUGUACUCUAUCUCGUUAGCCGUGCCGCUGUCCCCUGAGUGAUAGCAGAAUUUGCACGA
Molecule: messenger RNA, 1019 nt
Organism: Hordeum vulgare subsp. vulgare (domesticated barley)
Lineage: Eukaryota; Viridiplantae; Streptophyta; Magnoliopsida; Poales; Poaceae
Product: LIM domain-containing protein PLIM2b-like
Exons: 6
Coding region: 161-790 (209 amino acids)
Biological process (GO): actin filament bundle assembly
Cellular component (GO): actin cytoskeleton; plasma membrane
Molecular function (GO): actin filament binding
Source: RefSeq, a predicted model, not a curated record